This is a messenger RNA of Lineus longissimus, 3266 nucleotides long. Its product is annotated as remodeling and spacing factor 1-like. Bases 9 to 2795 code for a protein of 928 amino acids. The record is from RefSeq and is a predicted model, not a curated record. Lineage: Eukaryota; Metazoa; Nemertea; Pilidiophora; Heteronemertea; Lineidae. Gene Ontology annotation, cellular component: npBAF complex. The transcript is spliced from 11 exons.
ACAAAAUUAUGGCGUCGAGAUCCGAAACGAACAAUGAAAGUGCCGACAAAAGUCUUAUUGCCACGACUAAUAUGGAAACAAACAGUUCAGGUGGCAAACCAGCUUAUUUGUGUGUAGCAUCAGUUGCAAAGAUGGAUGGAGAAGGUGGCCAAGUGAAGCCAAUGCCCAACCAACAAUCUGACAGAACUGCUGGUCUAAACACAAUAGAACCAGAGCCUGAAAAGACAGAUGCUUCCCUUGAGUCCGAGAGUGACAGGGCAAAACCGGUAGAUUCAAAGGGCAAUCAGCUGACAGAAUACAAUAAGGAAGAAUCGAUGGUUGAUGAAGUAGUAGAAAGAAACAACCAAGUUAAAGAGAUCACGCCAACUACUAGUGAUGUAAGUGAAAGCAGUGAGUCACCUGAUGAUGUAAGUGAAUCUAAAACUGAAGUGAGCAUACCUCCACCACUUGUUCAAACUCAAACUGUUGCCAGUGCAAUCGGUGAUUUCGAAGAUGAUAUACCUAUUGUCCCUGUACAGGGUCAUCCCACACAACCAAAGAAGCUAGAUACAUCUCCAAACUUCAUUGACUCUUUUGCUAAAUGGCUGGCAGAUUGUGAGGGCAGCUCAACAAAACCUGCUAAAAAAGUAGACCGGAGGCAGCAGAGACAUACUGCAAGUACAACAAAUUACGUUCCAAGGAAUUUUUCAGCAGAGAACAUUGGUUCUUCAGAACCUCAGAAAGAAAUAGAUUUGUCAGAUAAAGAAUCUAGCGUUCCUAAGUUUGAAAGAGUGCAAUCGAUCUCUGGAAAUGUCGAGGUCAGCAAAUCAUCAGCCCCAGGUGAGGAAGAAUCUGAUGAUGCAAUGAGCUUUGAAGAUGCAGAACCAUCUGAGAGUGAUGGAGUUUCAAAAGUCACUGAGCUAACAAAGUCUGUCAAUGAUGUUCCUUGUGUGACUAGUUCACAACCUGUUCUAUUUCAAGAGGAGUCUCUACAGUCUGCUCCAAAGGAUAGUGAGAGUGUUUUAGAGGGAUCGAGCAUUGAAUCCGAGAGUAUCAGUGGCACAAGUGAAUCUUUAUCAAGUGUGAAUAAGAUUGUUCAAGAGGAGGAUGGGGAGGCGAGAGAGUGUGAGAUGACGAUUGAUGAGAAGGAGGAAGAGGAGGAGAAGGAGGGGGAGGAAGGAGAUGAGAAGGAGACUCCAGAGGGGGAGGAAGAGAUCGAAGACGAGGCAGGUGAGCAGAACGAGGAUAAGGAGAACUUGGAUGAGGAAGCAAGAGAUUCGUUGGGUAAACUAGAGGAAACAACUCCAAAGAAGAAGAAGACAAGGAGAGGCAGUAUCGGGUUUGGUGUAAUCCCAUCUGGCCAAGAUGCUCUCAUCAUGGGACAGCCAGGAGGUAAGUUCCCUCCGGAGAAACUGUUUGAAUAUCAAUGGCCUCAAGACAAGGGAGACUUCUUCAUGCUACAGGAGCAGAUCUCAGAAUACCUUGGUGUCAAGUCGUUCAAGAGGAAGUACCCUGAUCUCCCCAGGAAGACAGUAGAUAUCAUGGAGAGGAAUUUCCUCAAGGAUAAAGGCAUUGUAACCGAGAUGCAGUGUGAUCUGGGCCUGACUGCUGUGAGGAGUGAAGAUGUCCUUGAUCUCAUGCAGAGAGACUAUGAAGAAAAAUAUAAGGAAUACACGCUUGUCCUCCAGGAGAGAGAGAAACAGAAGAUGAAGGAGAAGACAAAAGGUUAUGAACAGUUUUCCAAAGAACUGUUACAGCCGAAUGUCGAGAAGAGCAAGAUGGCUGCGUUUAUAAAGAAAGCCGUGAAGUCAGCGGCCGAGUUCAACUCUCAGUUCAUGCGAGAGUUACGGGAGGAUAGGAAGGCCUACUAUGACCUUCAGACACAGGAUAUACAGUUCCCUCUUGGCCGAUGCAAGAGAUUACCAAAAGAGGCCACAAAGGUUGGAGCGUACCCCGUCGCAGUCAUUCCAGGACAGUACCAGGAUUACUACAAAAAGUAUUCUUCGCAUGAACUCAAGUACUUCCCUUUGAAUAGUGCCAUAUAUGGACCACCCAAAAAGUUCAAUACGAUAUUCGCUGAUCCUAACGAACCGACGGAUUCUGAAUCUGAAGGAAGCGUUGCAUCUCACACAUCGUCGGGAUCUGGGAGUGGCUCCGACACGGGUAGUAGCAGCCCAUCCUCCAACCAGGAGACACCAAUGGACACCAGUGCAGCCCCGGAUGUGACCAGCGCCCAGGAUAUGAAACCAGAGCCAGAGCCCGAGGGCCCUAAGUGUAAAAUGUGUGAAGAAGUGAAGGUGGAUGGACAGGAGGAGGAACUAGUGAUUUGCUCGGAGUGCAAGGGAGGAAGUCACCCGAGCUGUCUUGAGCUCACGCCAGCCAUGGUCGAUAUCAUCAAGACAUACCCCUGGCAGUGUAUGGAGUGUAAGACAUGUGUGGAGUGUAUGGAUCCAGGAGAUGAGGACAAGAUGAUGUUUUGUGACCAGUGUGACCGAGGCUACCAUACAUUCUGUGUUGGGCUCCAGCGAAUUCCAGGUGGCAAAUGGGAGUGUCAUAGCUGUAGAAAGAUCGAAGCACCAACACCUAUCAAAAAGAAACGAAAAUAUGAAAGAAAACCAAAAGUUGAGGAUGGUGAGGAUAAUGAGGAAAAGGCGACGAAGAAAGUUAAACGGGAGAAAAAGGAAAAGAAAGAAACGCCGGUGAAAGUGAAAAAGGAAAGGAAAGAGAAAGAGAAAGUGACAAAAGCGGAGACACCAGUCACUGAGAAGAAGGAAAGAAAGAGAAGAGAAAGGAAAGAAAAACCAAUAAAGGAAUAGACUUGUGCAAUGUCUCAUUGGUCAGAGCACUGAACUGGUGGUCAUGGUCCUUCUGAUUUGUCACAGUCUGAAAGCCACUGACAAAGGGAAGAAGCAAAACCGUUAUUGUAUAAAACCUUUUAAUUCUAAAUCUUGGAAAAACAAGCAAUUUGUUUUGUUGGUGUCAGUAAGAUUGUGUGGUCCAAGUCUCAGACCUUCACUGCCAUAAACCUAACCUUCAGUUUUUGAAAGUCACUGAUUUAAAAAAACCUUUGCGACAUGACCUCGCAGAAAAUUGUUCAUUUGCUUAAGUCUUCUUGCUAUUAUGGUGUUGUGUCUGAUUAUAAUGUAUUGUAUAGUAUUUAAGGAAGUCUUCAACACAGAGUAUGUAUUUCACUUUUGAAAUGAUAUGUCGUAAAAAUAUGUCAGUUUAGAUGAUUUUAUUCAGUAUCUUGAUGUUCAUUUUGGAAUAAAUGCCUUUAUAAGAUAGAA